Glycine soja is the source of this 2340-nucleotide messenger RNA. Its product is annotated as serine/threonine-protein kinase STN8, chloroplastic-like. Gene Ontology annotation, biological process: protein phosphorylation. Gene Ontology annotation, molecular function: ATP binding; protein kinase activity. The record is from RefSeq and is a predicted model, not a curated record. The transcript has 5 exons. Bases 144 to 1652 code for a protein of 502 amino acids. Lineage: Eukaryota; Viridiplantae; Streptophyta; Magnoliopsida; Fabales; Fabaceae.
AAGUAAGGAGGAACAAAUGGCCCAAGAGCUACCUACCAUGCACGCUGACGUUAUUCAUUUCUAGCUUCAAGUUUUGUGAGAAACAAAACAACCAACAACAACGUUGCUGAGAGAAAGCAUUGUCCUGUUUAGAAAUAACGGUCAUGGCUUCUCUGCUCUCUACAACUGCAACCACACUUCAACAUAAUCACACAAUCUGCUUCUCCCCUGUCAAACCCACCACCGCAAAUACCAUUCCCUUCUCAACAAACCGUUGUUUCAAGAACAACUCUGCAAAGUGCAAUGCUUUUUUUGAUAAAUUCCCCAAAGACUUGUUGGAGACCACUUUUCAUUUGGACCAGUUCCCUGUCUUCCAAUCAGUGAUAGUGAAGUUUCAGAAUGUAACUGAAGACUUAUCAGACGUGCAGAGGUGGGGGCUUGUGAUCCUAGCAGGGCUGACAUGGGCUUAUUUCACCGCGAGGCCCGGUGUUCUCGUCGGCGCCAUUGAUGCAUUCCUCUUGGCUCCUAUCCAACUGGUUUUGGACAGUUUAUCUGGAAGGAGGAAUCUGAAGAGGACUGAUUUUCUUGUUGGAGAUAAGCUUGGAGAAGGGUCAUUUGGUGUUGUUUAUUCGGGUGUUUUGGUCCCAAGGAAUGUGGAUGUGCAAGAGUGGAUGCAGAAAAGUGGAAGGGACAAGGUGGCUAAGUUGGAUGCCAAAUCUAAGGAUAAAGUCGUUCUUAAAAAGGUAAAGGUUGGAAUUGAAGGAGCAGAGGAAUUUGGUGAUUUUGAAGAGUGGUUCAAUUAUAGACUCUCUAGAGCAGCUCCUGAAACAUGUGCUAAGUUUCUUGGUAGUUUUGUAGCUGAUAAAACCAAUUCACAGUUCACAAAAGGUGGAAAAUGGCUUGUUUGGAAGUUUGAGGGAGGCCGAUCUCUUGCUGAUUACAUGGCUGAUCAAAGCUUCCCUUCAAACUUAGAGUCUAUCAUGUUUGGACGUGUCUUGCAAGGCGUCGACUCUUCUAAACGAAAUGCAUUGAUCAUCAAGCAAAUAAUGCGCCAGAUAAUUACAUCUCUUAAGAAAAUUCACGACAUAGGCAUUGUACACAGGGAUGUUAAGCCUGCCAACUUGGUGGUUACCAAACGGGGGCAGAUUAAACUCAUUGAUUUUGGUGCUGCGACAGACCUUCGAAUUGGAAAGAAUUAUGUUCCUAAUCGUACCCCUUUGGAUCGUGACUACUGUCCCCCUGAGCUAUACGUGUUACCAGAAGAAACACUAAGUCUCCCACCAGAGCCUAUUGCAGCUUUCCUUUCACCCAUCUUGUGGCAGUUAAACAGUCCUGAUCUGUUUGAUAUGUAUUCUGCCGGGAUUGUACUCCUGCAAAUGGCAAUACCAACCUUAAGGUCUCCAGCUGCUUUGAAGAAUUUCAAUUUGGAGAUAAGAACAUGUGGAUAUGAUUUGAACAAAUGGAGGGCAUCUACUCGCAUGAGGUCUGACUUCCAAAUUCUUGAUAGUGACUCUAGUAGAGGGUGGGACUUAGCAACAAAGCUUAUCUCCAAGAGAGGUUCCCAAAGAAGAGGACGCUUAUCUGCUGCUGCUGCCUUGAGGCACCCUUAUUUCCUUCUGGGUGGGGAUCAGGCAGCCGCAGUUCUUUCUAAGUUAAGCUUAAGCACAAAGUGAGCUGCUUGCAAAUGCUAUGGAUAGUAUACCUAAUUCUUUUUGCUCGUUUGGUGUGAAAGAACCAUAUCACUGUCAAUUGAAGCUUUGUGGCAAUGUUAUUACAAAACGUCUGUUUCCUUCAGGGGGAGCUCGUAUGAUAUGGAUAUAAUGGCAUCCCAUCUAAAGGCCAACUAAUAUAUAAAAUGGCAAGCAGAAAUUCCUAGAUUUUGUUCCUUUUUUUUCUCUGUUUAAACCAGAGAACCUCCAGAAAGAUCUGAAAGGAAACUUGGUUUCAGUACUAUGAUACAGAAGGCAAAAGCUACACUUGCUGUCUUGCCAGUCUAAAUCUAUACCUUCCUUGUUAUCUGUCUGUCUAUAUGAUAGAGCAUAUCCCCUCUCAAAAUCAGUGGCUUAUUAAAACUCAGGAAGGAGUACUUAGUGGUUUUCAAAGACAUAAGCCUUCUCCCAUGAUUUCUUUCUUCAGAAGGUAAAUAUUCAGAACUUGGCAGGACAUGACCAGUAAUACCAAGGAGCUAGACACAAAAUAGAACUAAAGGAAGCCACAAUCUAUUGGCUAUUCUGAUAUGUAAGGUUUACUUAUUCCAUGAAAUUUACUUUCAAGAUUGGAUGGUUUAUUCAAUUUCAUUUGACACUUCCAUUCAACUAGUGCUCUUGAAUAAAUAUUGCUUCUCCAUAUUCCAGUCUAAAA